Molecule: messenger RNA, 3563 nt
Organism: Stegastes partitus (bicolor damselfish)
Lineage: Eukaryota; Metazoa; Chordata; Actinopteri; Pomacentridae
Product: consortin-like
Exons: 11
Coding region: 222-2660 (812 amino acids)
Biological process (GO): positive regulation of Golgi to plasma membrane protein transport
Cellular component (GO): plasma membrane; trans-Golgi network; transport vesicle
Molecular function (GO): connexin binding
Source: RefSeq, a predicted model, not a curated record
ACGGGAGUGUUGGGUGUUGUGUUUUUUUAUGCUGUGGUUGCUGUUGUCUCAAGUUGCAAUGAUGGUCUGAUGUGUAGAGUCAAGGUCAUCUGAAGGACCUUCAUACUGAAGAAGAAAUCAUUGUUCCUUGGAUUUCUUACUCCAUUGCUCUAGUUGUGAUUUCAACUGAUCAUUUAUUUUGUCUUUCAUCUUCAGGUCAGUUUGAGAGGGAGGACAGUGUAAUGUCACAGGUUCGUGGAGGUGGGGUUGACCUCUGUGAUAACCUUCCCAGUCCCGAUGCUCUCACUGCCCAAACUCGAAACCUCAACGAGACGAACACACUCACACAGACUCAAAGUCUCCCUCCUUCACAAAAUGAGGAGGGAAGAAGGUGUGGCCUCAUCCAAAGAAGCCCUCUCAACAACAAUGGGAAGGAAGAGGAGGAGGAGGAACAGGGAAAGGAGGGUGAGGAGGAAGACAUUGAUGCAGUGAUGGAGGAAGAAUCGGAGGAAUCAAGUUGUCUAGUUCGCUGCCAGUCUCCAGACACUCCCAUGACUGAUUCCUCAUAUUCAGAAACUGGCAGUCUGUUGGAGACCCCAUAUCCUUUCAGCCCUGGGACAAGUCCAGAGCCCACUUCCCCCGUCAUUCCAGUGCUCAGUCCAGAGACUACGUAUCCCAUCAGUUCAGUGAUAUUGAGCCAGAGUGAUGUUAAAGUGGACUCUCAAAUCUCCAACACUGGAUCAGGUGCCUCCACCACAGGGUCCAUUACCUGCACACAGGGACCUUCCUUCACCACGGGGCCUAUGGAUUCUACUUUACAGACUUUAACCUCAGGCACAUGGCCUACCAGCCCAGCUGGGCCUACAUGUAUCACAGAAGCUACUGACAGAAUAGCAAAAAAUACAAACUCCACUACAGAACAACUUACCUCAUCCACAGAGCUCGUCUUCAGCGGUGGGCCCACAUGUACCAGAGGGUCUGCCACUUCAUAUGCAGAGACAUUUACAUUAACUGCAGCAACAGAGACCCUUACAUUCACCACAGGGCCUACAACUACCGGGACAGAACCCACUUCCACCACUGGAUCUGUAUCUUUAAAUCGGGAACACGUUACCUCCCCUCCAGUGACCACUUGUUUCUCAGUCUCCACCUGUGCCACAGGGCCUAUUCCAAGCCAAGCUCUGCUAGAGUCUCUUGAGCAGUUGGCACAAAAAGGAGAUGACGCCCGUCUUCCACAUUACCUUCACCAGAUUGCUGAGGCCUUUGUCCUUCAUGAAGACUACCAGAGAGCAUUAUGGUGCGUCCAACUAGAGCGACUCUAUCACCAGAGAGUACUGGACAACCUGAAUGCACUUCAAGAGCAGUGGGAAGGUCAGUGUAGAAGGUCGUCUUCUCACCUGGCAACCCAACAUCUGGACGCUCUUAAACACAUCUGCCAGACGCACAGUCGACCAAGGAGUGGAGAUGCUGAGUGUGAAUCUCUGGACUCUUUGAGACCUACAUUUGAAGAAAGUGGUGCACUGCCCUCAUGCACCACAGCCCAUCAGGUUGAAGGAGGGAUGGAGCAGAGAGCCGAAGACUCCUCUUGUCCAGUCAUACCCUCCAUUAAUUUGCCUGAUAGGAUCAGUUCCCCUGAGAUCUCAGUAAAGGACAGGGAAGACCCAGACAGUUUCCACGGAUCCCAGCUGACUGACAAGCAAGGCAAUGACAGAGAGGGAGGAGAGGCAGAAGGGGGGGUGGGAUACACCAUUUCAGCCCUAGAAAAUGGACUACACCCCUCUACAGCUGGAGGAAUGGAUCAGUCCAACCCUGCAGAGCAGCAGGGAGAAGAUUUAGGUCCAGCACAGGAAAAGGAGGCAAAAAAGGAAGAGGAGGAAACGGACGUAGAGGAGGCAGUGGAGGCUUUGGAGAUGGAAGAUGAGGAAGAGGAAGAAGAGGAGGAGGAGAAGAUGAAAGAAAGAGGCUCUCCUUUUGCUCAGAAAGCUGUCCCAGUGGAGACUUUGGUUAGUGGGGCAGAGUUUGAGACACCACCGCUGCACCAGGAUGCUUUGGCUCAGGAGAAGCUACAUGAGGACACCCAGGAGAGCACUAAAUCCUGCCUUCACCAGGAGACACACCUUCCUCAAGAGGCUCAUAUGAAGCAGCAGGAAGAGCGCGUGGCGGAGAAGGAGGAGGACGAGGAGGAGGAGGAGGAGGAAGAGGAGGAAGAAGAAGAGGAGGAGGAGGAGGAGGAGGAGGAGUAUGAAGUAAGCCAAGCUGACAUCAUUAGAGAAGCUCCUUCGUUGGACGACAUGGCGAAGCUCAUCACUGUAGAGGAGCUCUCUCCAGCCUCUGGCCUGGUGUCCAUACUGAAGAAGCGAAGCGUUUGUGUGGACAAAGAGAGCGUGUCUGCCAGUCCAGAGCCCCGACCUGAGAAAACCACUGCCAAAAGGCGCGUCCGUUUCAAAGUUCCUGAUGACAGUUAUGACCAAGAUGUUGGCGGUGGGGACUCGUGCCUGCUUCUCUUCCUGCUUUGUCUGGUUACUGUAGUGAUCAGUGUGGGUGGCACUGCCCUUUACUGUGCUUUGGGUGAUGCCCAGUCCUCAGUCUGUCAGGACUUUUCCAGAAAUGCAGACUUCUACAUCGGCCAGAUACAGCGUGGGAUAGCUCAGAUCCAACACUGGUUUGGCCCUGGGUCAUAGCAGAGAGCAGUUUGUCAACAGUGUGGAGCCACUCGUCUUCGUGUUCAUCACUGUAGGUUUCUGCUACUUCCUGGAGCAAUGUUUUCUAAAGGUAAUGAUGCCAGGAGUGAAGGACAGUUGGCAUUUGAAAGCCUGGCCUACUGCAUUUUUAAUGCUCUUUGAUACAAUUCCAGGGUUCACUCAAAGUCAUAGGUCUGAUGUCUCUUUACAACACUAGUUUGUUCAGGUAAAGCAGCUCAGAGACAGAAAGACUGUAAAAUGGAGCUGUCUCCAUUUUCUGUAGCAGAAGAGGAAGAACUGACCUGCGCCGCUCUUGAGCCGGACCAGAUUUAAUAAGUUAUAAAUUCUCUGCUAGGUUUAGAAAUUCCUAAUGUGACCAAAGUGUCACAUUGAGCUCGCUAUGGCUGUGAUCUACGCUUCACAGGUCAAUCAACCAUGACUGGAUACUAACUCACUGACCCACACUGGCCUCCAAGAAUACACUCCCUCUGUUAGGUGAAAGAACUCAGUAAUAACCACUGCAGCACGUGGAAAUCAAGAAAAAUAUACAUAUAAUGUAUAGUUUGUUAACUAGGGAGCACACAGAUGCUCUGUCCAUACACUGCACAAAUGGGAAGAGGCCCAAAGAGUAUUUUACAAACUGCUGCAACCGCUGGUGUUGCUUUUAUUGUUACCUUUUUUAAAUAACUAAAGAAAUUUUAAAAUGAUCAAACCAUUCUGUGGUCUUGGAAUGAAAUCAUAAUGUCUUAAUCAUGUCUUAAACUUUAUAAUGAAUGUUUGGAGUUUAGUGGUGAAGUAUAGGGCAUCUGUGUAUUGCCAGAAAACAUUGAAAGGGUUAUUUUGUUAUUUAUAGUAAUAGAGCUGCCAGUAGCAAACAGUCACAUCAAAUAUGUUCUGUGGGGG